AUGCCUGAAUCUCUUCCGUCUGUAGUGGCCAUAACAACUACCUUCACCCUGGCCACAGCUGGCACAGAUGGUGCCUCGACCGCGCCAAUUGUUACGACGCAGGCUGUGAGCGCCCUUACCACUAUCACGACAAUGGCAACGUAUAUAUCGAGUAUCUCGAGUUUAAACACGAAAACCACAAUCACCACCGAUGUCACGAGAGUUAUUACCGAUCCUGCGGAAUAUGCCUCCCUCACAUCUGCAUCUGCUCUCGAUAGGUCUAGUCCCGAGUCCAUCUCGCAACCAACCUCGAGAUCGUCAUCACCCUCCCCAUCAACGCGGACAGCCCCAACCUUCUCAGUUCCAGGAGGAUCCUCGGGCCUGUCUCCUGGCGCCAAAGCUGGUAUCGCGAUUGGCGUGAUCGCCUUGGCGAUCUUUCUCACAGCUCUCAUACUCUUCUUCUUGCGAUCUCGGCGUCGGGUCAGACAAAAAAAUGCCAGUCUAUCGGCAGAAAUCACUCAAAAUUAUAUGAAGCCAGAACUGGAGGGGAGUCCUGGAAUCAUGAGGUUUGAGCAUGCGGGCAAACCAGAACUGUCCGCAACGACCUCUGAAGUUGUUUACGCGGACCUGGGUUCUUCGACCGCCCGAGAGUCCAUCGUCGGCGGCACAGACCCACAAAUCCCGCCCUCUACUCUAGUGAAUAUUAAUGGUGGCCGAAACGAGAGUGAGAAGGAACUUGUAAGCGCCGAAAAUCAGAACCCUCUACUGCCGCAACCUAUACAAACACCGGCAUCAAACGGCAUUGACUAUUCCACGUCACCGCGCUGUGUCGCAAGCUCGCAGAAUGAGGAGACUGCGCCAAAGUAUCUUGUUAAUCAUGCUAACCCAUUAUCUCGGAACAUCCACGGCGAUACUUCGCAAUCAUCCGUACCGGUAAUUCCCGCUGGGAGUAGCGACAUGGACGGGAGUGAGGAAGUAACAAUCACGCGUCUGAAAGCAGAGCAUGCGGCGCUGGCUAAGAGGAUUCGAUUGGUGGAGAUGAGAGAGCUGGAGCGACAGAGACAGAGGGAGAAAGGGCGGACUGGGAUAAGACGUGAAAUGAGUAUAUGGGGUACCAAUAUCGGCUGUGACGAGGCGACAUUGCUGAUAGAAACUGGCAAUACAGAAAAUCACCAUGUCAUCAACUUGGUACCUUCUGACUUUUGA
This is a messenger RNA of Cladophialophora psammophila CBS 110553, 1185 nucleotides long. RefSeq lists its product as uncharacterized. Lineage: Eukaryota; Fungi; Ascomycota; Eurotiomycetes; Chaetothyriales; Herpotrichiellaceae. The transcript has a single exon. The record is from RefSeq and is a predicted model, not a curated record. Bases 1 to 1185 code for a protein of 394 amino acids.